GGUACAAUGACACCGGACCAAAAUAAAUUUUUAGCCAUCCAGCACUCGGAUUUGGUUCAGUGCGUUCUCAAGUCUAGACUUUGCAGGUGCUGGAAAUAUUCAGUUGGAAAGCAAGAAAAAUAUCUGGAAUUAUUUCCGAAUCGUACACAGAUUUCUGCGGAGUUUUCAAGAAUUAAUUUCCAGGAUUUACGAUGUCUGGCGCAAAGGUCGAAUUCCUCUUCAGGUGCGUGAACCACAAGGCGUUUGGGCCCAAAUCGGUCAGCUCCUACUUCACCAGGAUUGACUGCCCCUCGAACAAGAUCCAAUCUGCCCUGCAACCUUAGCUCGGCUGGUGGACGCUCUCCUCCUCUGGUGUCGCGACUACUUUCCCGAUGUCCAACAAAAUCCACAUUAUUACAAGGAGACAGCCCUCGCCUCAAUAUACUACAUCUGUUAUGGUAACCCCUUGUGUAGCGUGACCUCUCCGGAGAUGGACAUCGCCAUCAAGUUUGCCAUGUGGCUCUGGCUCUUUGACGAUGCGAUGGAAGACCUUAGCCGCAAAAACAUCGACCCCUCAGUCUUUAAGGAGGAAACGGAUCGUAUCGGGAAAAUCACGCAGGGGUGUUUCGACCCUCAACGAGCCGCUCCUCCCCCACAAUGUCCCGCCCAGACCACCCCACCCCCACCGAGUAAGGACGAUGUGCAAACCUUAUUCUGGAAUUUUGGCAACUCUCUCUACGCCUGGCAUCAACUGGCUGGUCGAGCCAUUAUGGAAUACUCGCGUAAAAUGAGACGUUUUAACGUCUGCAUGGCCACCUAUAUGCAAGCCCUGCAGUGGAUGAAUAUUUGCCAUAUUGACGGCAGAUAUUCGGAAACGACUUUUAAAGCUUUUAGAAAGCCAAACUCUUAUUUUUGCGGGAUUGCGGAACUGUUAGCGGUACUAAAUAAUGUCGACCUUGGCGGCAACGUGGUUGAGGAUGGGAUGAUUUUCAACCGCGUGGUCGACUCUUUAACAAGCAUAGGGGCCUUCACGAAUGACGUGCUCGGUCUGAAGAAAGACUUCAAGCCGGAGGCGCACGAUAACCUCGUGGUUUUUAAGGUUAUCGAAAAAAAUAAAAAACUCGAAACUGCCGUGAACCAGGUGUGCCAUCUCAUUUCGGAAGAGGUGGCCGACUACGGGCAACUUAAGAGGGUGCUCCUCCAUCAAACGGGGGAAAAUGAAGGGGUAGAAAAAUAUUUGCAGGUUUGGGAGGCCUUGCUGCACGGGCAUCUUCGCCUGUACGCGGAAUGUACGAGGUACCGGUGUUGUGGGGAGGUUACCAUUAAUUAGGGAUUAAUUGUAUGAAAUUUCGAAACCCGAUUUUUUUUAAUUACGGAAAGGGUGGGCAAGAAACUAUUUAAUUUAAUAUUUAGUUUGGAAAUCCGAAAUUUUUUCUGUCCAGCCCAAGUUUGUGAAGUUACUGUGAAGCUACUUCUAAAUUAAUUGUCUUGAAAAAAAUCACAAAUUCCAAAAUAUAUUUGAAAUUUUUGAUAAUGGUAAAAAAUCGGUUCAAAACACUCUAAAUUUCACUAAAUUACCGCGUAGUCCCUUCGUACUCGCACCAACGAAAGAUGAUAGCCUUUUCAAAAAAUGCAACCUACUGGUCAGGAAAUUGGACAGUAGUACAUGAG
This is a messenger RNA of Folsomia candida, 1650 nucleotides long. RefSeq lists its product as uncharacterized. The transcript has 4 exons. Bases 470 to 1309 code for a protein of 279 amino acids. NCBI's taxonomy places the organism in Eukaryota, Metazoa, Arthropoda, Collembola, Entomobryomorpha, Isotomidae. The record is from RefSeq and is a predicted model, not a curated record.